CGUGCAGAGUAUGGACCAGGAAAAACAAGGAGCCGAGGGGUCCAAGCCAAUCACCGUGAUCGGAUUUGAGGGCAGUGCGAACAAGUUGGGCAUCGGAAUCAUUCGGGAUGGAGAGGUGUUAUCCAACCCCAGACACACCUACAUCACUCCUCCUGGGGAAGGGUUCCUGCCCAGAGACACGGCCAAACAUCACCAGGCCCACAUCCUGGAUGUGUUACAGCAGGCUCUGGACAUAGCCAAGGUCUCACCUCAGGACAUCGACUGUGUGGCAUAUACAAAAGGUCCAGGAAUGGGAGCUCCCCUAGUCUCAACAGCUGUAGUGGCGAGGACUGUGGCACAGCUGUGGAACAAACCAUUACUGGGGGUGAACCACUGCAUAGGGCACAUUGAGAUGGGGCGACGAGUCACAGGUGCAGUGAAUCCAGUUGUCCUGUACGUGAGUGGAGGAAACACCCAGGUCAUCGCCUAUCAGCUGAAGAAAUACCGGAUCUUUGGGGAGACCAUCGACAUUGCCGUGGGCAACUGUCUGGACAGAUUUGCAAGAGUUCUCAAGAUCUCCAAUGACCCCAGCCCAGGGUACAACAUAGAACAGAUGGCCAAGAAGGGGGAAAAGCUUAUCGACCUUCCGUAUGGUGUAAAAGGCAUGGAUGUAUCGUUCUCCGGGAUCCUGUCGUACAUCGAGGACGCGGCACAGUCGCUGCUAGACUCCAAACAGGCCACACCAGAGGACCUGUGCUUCUCAUUGCAGGAAACCGUGUUUGCGAUGCUGGUUGAGAUUACGGAGCGAGCGAUGGCCCACUGUGGUUCAGAGGAGGUCCUGAUCGUGGGAGGGGUGGGGUGUAACGAGAGACUACAGGAGAUGAUGGGCAUCAUGGCCGCCGAGAGGGGAGCCAAAGUGUUCGCCACUGAUGAGAGAUACUGUAUUGAUAACGGAGCCAUGAUUGCCCAGGCAGGGUGGGAGAUGUUCCGUACUGGUCACGUCACAGCCCUGGCCGACUCCUGGUGUACGCAGAGAUUUCGUACUGAUGAGGUGGAAGUCACGUGGAGAGACGACUAACCGCGGGAACCUAUUUAACAACUGCGCUACUUUAAAUGCUGUGUCUUCCUAUCAUAUAAGACAUCUUAGGUUUUUCUUUCUAGACAAAAUGAGAUGUACACAUGUAUAAGCAUACUUAAGUCAGUGUAUGAAUCAUGUAUGAAUAAAUUUGAUACUUCAUAAUUUUCAACAUUGUUUUUCAAGUUUUUUUUUCAAGAAAUUCUAUCAUGAAUAUUUUUUCAUCAUACAUGUACUACAUGACAUAUACUGGAAACUAGAUGUGAUAUAAUGGCUGAAUAUUUGAAAUCCACUUUUGGAGUCAAUGACUGUAGUCCUCUUAAACAAUAAAAUAGCAUCACUGUCAAUCUACAUGUAUGGCAGUUGUAUAAAGAGACAGAUACAGGUAUAAUAUAGGCCAAAAUGGCACAGCAUAUUUUAUUGUCUCACACAAGACUCUUAGCCCACAGUAACAAUCAUCAUACAAGUUCAAGUACUGUGUACAUACAGGUCAACACACUUACAUCAUAAUAGUACUUGUCUGUAACCAUUAUCUUAGAUUUUCAAGUACACAUAUUAGUACACAUCAAAAUGUCAUUCGUUACAGUGGGAAAAUACAAACUUAAUGCUUAGUACUUAGAGUUCUUUUCAAAUCAUUUUUUAUCAAGUACAUGCACAGUGGUAAAAAUAUCACAGACGUCAUGUCUGAGACAAGUACAGGACAUACAAAUAUCUGUAAGGAAGGAAGACGAUGUUUGAAAUGCUCCCUUCAUUUGGUUUCAUUAGUCUUACAAACUAGUAUUUGAGGUAACACAGUUAUAAAUGCUUUAUUGCUUUCAUUCGGCAAGUGGCUUUUGACAAACACACAUACAAACUGUGCUCUGAUGAGAUCACUCCAUACUACUGUGUUGUACAUUGCUGUCUUUUCACAAUACAAAAUACAUUAAAGUUCAUAUCUAUAUGGUCAGAUUUAUAAAUAAGACACUUAUUAAACUAUAGUUGACCUCUUCGGCAUAUCUAUCCAUACUGUUGGGGUCAAGAUUUAGUCUAAUUCAGCUACACCAAAAAAGAUUUUUACACUCUUUUUACAUAACACUGCCCAUUCCUGUGCCCUUUUGUAUUGGUUCCAGCAUGACUUACAUGUAGUAGCAUAAGAAAUGAUAGCUUAUGUAUUUAUCACACAUUUUUGUUACCUUUAAAACAGACGAAAACUCAUCACAUUGAUUAUCUAAAGUUUCAGGCUUGUCAUACAGGAUACUGGUAUGUUUGCUUUAGCUAUAACCAAAAUACUGGACAACUCCACAUGUUCUACAUGGCCAAAUCAGUACCUAGUCUCCAGCUACUUCGGCUACAAAGCUAAGAAUCUUACAGACCUUGGCAGCUUUUGACUAGGCACAAAAACAUUAAGCACCAAUUACGAGAAUCAUAUGAUAAAAAAUACAGAAGCAGCACAGCAUCUAGAUCAUAUUUUUGAUAUCAGAGACUCAGAGCAACUACAAAUUU
Messenger RNA from Branchiostoma belcheri (Belcher's lancelet), 2536 nucleotides. RefSeq names its product probable tRNA N6-adenosine threonylcarbamoyltransferase. The transcript has 8 exons. Gene Ontology annotation, biological process: tRNA threonylcarbamoyladenosine modification. NCBI's taxonomy places the organism in Eukaryota, Metazoa, Chordata, Leptocardii, Amphioxiformes, Branchiostomatidae. Gene Ontology annotation, cellular component: EKC/KEOPS complex; cytoplasm. The coding region runs from base 11 to 1057 and encodes 348 amino acids. The record is from RefSeq and is a predicted model, not a curated record.